AUGUAUGUUUUUUGUCUUCCAGACAUUGACGAGUGCAAAAUAAACGUUUGCCAUCAUAGUGCCUCUUGCACUAAUACUCAGGGUUCGUACAACUGCACUUGCAAUCCUGGGUACAUUGGAGAUGGGUUGAACUGUGAAGGUAGGUUUGGUCUCUUUCACGCCUUUCAACUUGUUAGGGCAAGUAUUCAAUAGGCUCGGUCUGAAUCGUUGCUGAUCAUGUGGCGAUUACAAACCAUUUUGUCGCUUUGUCGUGUCCAUUUCAUCCAAAUUCAGGUUACUUGACCUCCUUUCAUGUGUAUUUCAUUUCAGCGAUAUUAAAUACUCUGGCGAAACGUUUUCGUACAUCAUUUGCAACAUGUUGAGGUCGGCCGAUUUGCCCUACAACAUGUUAUACUAGGACUUUUUUCUAGUUUAAUAUUUAUUUACUUUAGAAUGAGGUCUUUAGUCUUGAACUAGCACCCGUUGUUAAAAUGGCAACAAGAAUGAACUAUCUUUUUUUUCAAAAAUAAAAAUCCUGUGCAUAUAUAUCAUGUAAGUGUUCGGCUGCACACAAAAUUUGAACAGGGUUGAAAUUUUUUUCAUUUUUCCAGGUUAUUUGAUUCCUAUGGAGACAUGUUAUCCAAAGUAUCAUGUGAUUUCUCAAAUCACCUUUCUUACCCAUGUCGACUGAAAAUAUCUUUCAAAAGCACAAGCUUAUCUCUUGUAAAAUGCAAGUCCUGCAGCUUGUUGGUAAAUUGCCAGAAUUGUAGAACGGUAAAAAAAAUAUAUAAUCAUUGGUUCUAAUGACUAUGGUUCUGUCACAAUUGUAAUUUCACUUUGUAGCCGAUCCUUGCCAUCAUUACAAGAACCUAAGUGAGGCCAACCGAAAGAUCAGUGCCAUAACAAAUCACUCGCCUACUGAUUUGUGUGACAAGGAGCUCCCUGACGGAUGGUAUCGCUUUGUGGGAGCUGCAGGAACAAAAAUGCCGACUGAGAAGGAAACGAAUUACGGCUGUGGUGCAACUUAUUCAGGCCGGUUGAAAGAUGCUCAUCCUAGAGUGGGCAAUGUUGUGGUUCCCAUGACAGUUUGCUUUGAUCGUUUUCCUGACAAAUGCGAGAAGAGCAAAUCGAUUUCAGUAAAAUACUGUGGAUCGUACUAUAUCUACAAACUUUCUAAAACAUCAUCAUGUCCUUACCGCUACUGUGGCAUAAACUGA
Messenger RNA from Pocillopora meandrina, 1196 nucleotides. The record is from the annotation of a GenBank genome assembly. Lineage: Eukaryota; Metazoa; Cnidaria; Anthozoa; Scleractinia; Pocilloporidae.